AACCUGUCACUUGUAAUUGUAAUUUAAAUAUGUUGUACGAUGAGAGCGUAUGUGUAACCAGAGUCAAAUUAAGUAAAGCUGAUUCUGAUUCUGACCAACAGGGUGAGACUCCUCGUGUUGCAAAAAGAAGUCAGAUUGUAUAGAAUACUAUGAUAAAAUGAUUCUACUUCUUAUUUAUUCCCUCAGUAAAUAUUGUAAACAUGAGUUUAUGGUCUCAAUCUCUAGUUUCAAGUCUUCUUCAAUACAGCAUGAUGUUCAUUUAGUAAAUUAUGGUCUAUCUAGAGUCAAAUAGAGCAUAAAGCACAGUAUGUUUUAGGGCGGGUCUUACGGUGAUUGACAGGUCUCUACUAGAGACGUAUACGGCGUCUCUGCGUCACUUCUGUUCAUCGGUUGCAAGAAAAACAACAUGGCGACGGCCGUGAUCCAAGAUGGCGAAAGCGAAAUUGCUGAACUCAAGGCUUCAAAAACAUCAGUCCACAAAACAACGGGUCACUAAGACCAGGUCCACCUCUUAUAUACAUGGUCAAUACACAGCCCUGAAAUUAAAGUACAGUGGACAUUUAAAGGUUUGGAGUCUUGUUUGGAUCAACCAAUGGAUUCAAGCGGGGUCCAUGAAGUCAUCAAGUAUGCACCCUCCCGCCUACCAGCCAAACAGUACGACCCCGACACCACCGAACCCAUCAGCUGUAGCCUUCAAUCUUUGGAGGAGCUGUUGUCAUGGAAACGAAACAAGGCAAACCCCUUCAAUGUGGCGGCAGUCCCCCUGGCACCUCGGGAGCCUCCUCUUGCCGGAAGUCCCCAUCGCACCUUGGUGUCUCACGACAUGAUGGGAGGCUACCUGGAUGACCGGUUUGCCCAGGGGACACAUGCAGAGGCCCCUUAUGCCUUCUACCACUGGCAGUGCAUUGAUAUUUUUAACUACUUCACACACAACCUGGUGACGAUCCCUCCUGCCGUGUGGACCAAUGCAGCGCAUAAACAUGGAGUCGUUGUUCUCGGGACUUUCAUCACAGAGUGGACUAACGGAGCCGCGGCGUGCGAGGCCUUCUUGAAAGAGGAGGAGUCGUACCGGGCGGUGGCUGAUAAACUAGUUCAGAUCAGCCACUGUUACGGCUUUGAGGGCUGGCUCAUCAACAUAGAGAACGCCCUCAGUGAAGUUGCGGUGAAGAACACGCCUCUGUUCCUGCGCUAUCUGACGGACCAGAUGCGCGAACGGGUACCCGGCAGCCUGGUGCUGUGGUACGACAGCGUAAUCGAGAACGGAAAGCUGACCUGGCAAAAUGAGCUCAAUCAGUCCAACAGGAUGUUUUUCGACGCUUGUGAUGGUUUCUUCACCAACUACAACUGGACAGAGCAGAGCCUAGAGUGGAUGAGGGACUACAGCGGGGUCCAAGGCCGCCAGGCUGACGUCUACAUCGGGGUGGACGUAUUCGCCCGAGGCAAGGUGGUGGGAGGAAUGCUGGAAACAAACAAGGCACUGGAGAUCAUUCGGAAGCACGGCUUCUCCACGGCCAUCUUUGCCCCGGGUUGGGUGUACGAGUCCCACAACGACAAGGCCGAGUUCCGCAAGCACCAGGAUAAGUUCUGGGCUCUUCUGUCAGACUACCUGUACAUCCAUCGGCCAAUCUCACCGCUUCCCUUCAUCUCCUCCUUCUGCCAGGGCUUUGGGAAGGCUAUCUACCGUAGAGGACAGCGCGAGGCCAACAGGAGCUGGUUCAACCUGAGCGCCCAGGAGAUCCAGCCCUUGUACUACCACACGGAGCUUGAGGGCCAAGGCUGGUUUGGAGGCCGCGGCUGUCCAGAGGAUGCCUGGAAUGGAGGCUGCUCACUGCUGCUGGAGGGACUCAUCCCCGCCACACACACGUCUCCAGUUUGUGCCAAGAUCUUGUGCCUCCACGUACCCCUGGCACCCAAGACCCUGGUGACCCUCAUCUUCAAGCCAUCCGCCGGGAUCAAGGUGUCUCUGGAGCUGAAGACGACAGAUGCCCAUCUUUGCACGCACAUGGACGUCCAGGAAGUAAAACCGAGCGGCACGUCUCCUGUGGAUGAGGGGCUCCAGUUGGUGAGCCAGUUCUCUCAGCUGUGCGGCAAUCCAAGUCCAGAUGGCUGGACUGUCGGGUGUGCACAGUUGGAGUUUCACGGCUGUGCUCUCAGAAAUGUUUGUGUCAGCAUCCAGCGGGACGGACCACCUCAGGACACGCCGUUCAGCUGCAGGGUGGGCGAAAUCAUGCUCUUGGACGUAGCCGAUCUGCAGGUUCCCCCUGAGCUGGUUCAGGGCUUGUGCGUCUACGACGUGGUGUGGCUGCGCGGGGCCGGUACCUCGCCAGAGUCCCCCUCUCCCUGCCUGCACUUCAACGCCACCCUGCGCUGGGAGUACCCGAAGGAGCUUGUGCGCCACUUCCGGGUGUACUGGCGACGGCUGAGAGGACCCGAUCCCAGGAUCCCCCCGGGUCAGCUGAUUCUGGUGGGCCGGGCGUACUCUAAACUUUUCAGAGUGACGGAGCUGGCGGUGCCGGAAGCGCCCUGCCUGCUGGAGCUGGUGGUGGAGCCGGUGAGCAGGAAGGGCCUCCCGGUCCCAGAGAGCCACUGGGGAAGAAGAAGCCUCAGCUACACAGAGGAUACAACACAAUGACUUAACAAACCCGCUUAGCAGGCCGCUUACAUUAUGGUGCUGCAUUCAUAACUCCAAUGUCAAAUUCAACAUUCCCAAAUCGAAGCACUUCUAUGUUUUUGGCUCAUGAAUUGUAAAGACAGUUUUGGAUGGUCCCGGUGACGGCUGUCAACUAUGGAACAACCCCUCCCCCACCCACUGUCUGGUACUUGACUUUUAAACCUGAAUGUCACUACAUAUUUAGAUUUAAGUGGAAGAGGCAAAGUGGAGCUAUUGACCAAAAAAUAUGAUGAACGUGACGCUAAUCUGCUGGAGUUAUUGUCUUGCUCUGUUUCACGGACUUUAACCAAUCCCAACUCCACAUUCUGUACACUCUAGCAUGCAGAUUUUAAUCAGGGCUAUGAGUGCACGUGUCAACAGAAUCAUCUCCAUGACAACUGGGCAAAGCUCCAGGAAAAUAAACUAGCAAGUGUAUCUUAAAAUCCCUGAAUUAGUUAUCAAGAAGGCAGAUGAGAAGAUUGACACCAGUAUCUUGAAUGUAUCAGGAGUCCGAGGUAACACUUAUUGCACAAUAAUGCCAAAAAUACUGUUCAAAAUAUACUAUUUCUUUCUUUCUUCUCAUAUGUAUGUUAAUUUGUUUUUUUUCUUAAACUGUAUGUUCGAGAUAUGUAUGCCACAUCAACAAGAUCAGACAAUACGUUCUUCAAAGAGUUCUUAAAAUGGAAAUGUGAUGACUUUGACCCUGUCACAUCAUCAUAAUACAAUAAAUGACAGCAUGUGAUCA
Molecule: messenger RNA, 3395 nt
Organism: Cyclopterus lumpus (lumpfish)
Lineage: Eukaryota; Metazoa; Chordata; Actinopteri; Perciformes; Cyclopteridae
Gene: engase
Product: endo-beta-N-acetylglucosaminidase
Exons: 14
Coding region: 593-2632 (679 amino acids)
Biological process (GO): protein deglycosylation
Cellular component (GO): cytoplasm
Molecular function (GO): mannosyl-glycoprotein endo-beta-N-acetylglucosaminidase activity
Source: RefSeq, a predicted model, not a curated record